AUGUUUAUAGCCGUCCACGUAGGUGCAGGGAAUUUGUCACGAUCCAAAGAACCACGUUAUCGAGCUGUGUUGGCGAGGGCAUGUGAAGCUGCCAUGGAGUUGUUAAAGCAAGGUGCCAAUGCAUCCGAUGCAGUCGCCCGUGCCAUUACUGUGCUGGAAGAUGACCCAACGACGAAUGCAGGAUAUGGAUCGAAUCUUACGCUACAUGGCACUGUGGAGUGUGAUGCAAGCUUGAUGGAUGGCAAAACGAAUGCAUUUGGUGCAGUGGGAGCAACGACUGGUAUCAAGAAUCCAAUUCUCGCUGCCAAAAAGCUGGCUGAUGAUUCGACACAAUUGCUACCCUUGGGACGUGUGCCACCUAUCAUGUUGACAGGUCAAGGGGCAUCCGAUUGGGCUAAGCACCAUGGACUCUAUACGGACGUCAAUUUGAUUGCAGAGGAAGCCUUUGAUACAUACAUGAAGCACAUGUCGAUGCUAUGCGAGGUGCAUGAUACUGUCGGUGCCAUUGGUGUGGAUUCAGAAGGUCAUGUUGCUGCUGGUGUUAGUAGUGGUGGUAUUUCACUCAAGGUUCCUGGACGAGUGGGCGAGGCUGCGGUGUAUGGAAGUGGAUGUUGGGCUCAAGAUGCUACCGAUGAGUCGCCAGCUGUAGCAUGCAGUACUUCAGGAACGGGCGAACAAAUCAUGCGCACAAUGAUUACAACCAAAUGUGCUCAAAGGAUCACUCAAGAAGACAACAUUCAAAGUGCGGUGACAACUUGCUUGCAAAAGGACUUUUUGGAUUCACCAUUCUUGCGGAUGUAUGACGAUAAGUCGGCUGGCAUGAUUACAUUAUGCAGAGACAAGUUGAGCGGACGAAUCGAAUUUUGGUAUGCGCAUGUCACUGAAAGCAUGGGGAUUGGAUGCAUGUCGUCAACCGCCAAGAAACCCAAGACCUUUAUUUCCCGAAAGUCAAGCAAUGAUGCGAUGAUAUCGGCAGGAUGGCUCGUCCAUUGA
Messenger RNA from Lichtheimia ornata, 993 nucleotides. RefSeq lists its product as uncharacterized. The transcript is spliced from 10 exons. Lineage: Eukaryota; Fungi; Mucoromycota; Mucoromycetes; Mucorales; Lichtheimiaceae. Gene Ontology annotation, biological process: protein maturation. Gene Ontology annotation, molecular function: threonine-type endopeptidase activity. The record is from RefSeq and is a predicted model, not a curated record. The coding region runs from base 1 to 993 and encodes 330 amino acids.